Molecule: messenger RNA, 315 nt
Organism: Puccinia triticina
Lineage: Eukaryota; Fungi; Basidiomycota; Pucciniomycetes; Pucciniales; Pucciniaceae
Exons: 4
Coding region: 1-315 (104 amino acids)
Source: RefSeq, a predicted model, not a curated record
AUGCUGCAAUCCACCGUCGAGAAGCUCAACCUAUCAACCAAUUCAACCAGCGCCAAAUACCAGGCGCAGCCUCCCGAAAAAUUCACCCCGAUGGUCUUAAUGUUCAAAAAUAUUACACCAGUUGAUCUAGUAACGAACGAGUUUGAACGUCUAAAAAGUAAAUCUUACCAUCCGCCAAGGCUUGGGAUGCCCGACGAAACCAAUAUCAAUCAAGCUCCCUCAGAUAUCUCUACUGACAGAAAAGUCUCCGACGCCUUUUGCGAAAGCUACGCACUGCUGACGGUCCUGGCGGAGGUGUCACAAGCGACGAUUUGA